CCGGAGAAAAGGCAGAAGCUGAGCGGGAUUUUGGCGGGUUUCUUGAACCGGGCUUCAAUAGUCUGUGUACGAGUUUUUACAUCUCCCUGAGAGCAUUUGCAAUUCUAGUCAAAGCCGGUGCGAAAGCAGCGCCCGGCGGAGCGGGGGCUGCGGGCGAGGCGGAGCGGAGCGGGACGGAGGGGCACUGCCCGCCCGCCAGGCUCACAGGUCCACUGACUCCUCCGUGCACAAAACGGAGACAGAAAGUUUUGCUGCAGGUUUUGGGGAGAAGAAAAUAGCACGCCUUCUCUGCGGCGAAAAUCAACCCCCUUUCGCAAGGGUUGCUAGUGGGGAGAGGAGGUUACUUGGCUUCCCGGUCAUUUUAUUUUGUUUUGGUUUGGUUUAUUAUGUGCAUCGGUCUCCUGAAUGCUCUCCUGCCCAGGGAAAACGCUGUCUUCUGUUCGCCGAGCGACAGAAAGCGAGGGAAACACAUAUCCCCCCCUCACCAAACCCCCCGAAUUCCCUCCCCUCCCCCCUCAUCCUCACAUCUAGCAGGCAAGACUGCUGCUCCCGCUGCUGUAAUCUUCCCUUCCAAAAUGGGUCUUGGCGAUUAUAGAAGAUCCAAAUAAACUUAGCGGGGCAUGAAUAAUGCUCAUUGUAGAAAACUGACACUUGCUCAAGGAAAAGAAAGUUGGCUAUAAAAUCACUUCAUUAUUUGCUUGUACUGCGGCUCUGGGGCUAAUCCCUCCGGAGGUCAGAUGGCUGAGCGCUCUCUCUCUCCCUCUUUCGCUUCUCUGCUUUCAGGUCGCAUUUUAGACAUCCCUUGCAAAGUGUGUGGGGACCGCAGCUCCGGGAAGCACUAUGGGGUUUACGCCUGCGAUGGGUGCUCGGGAUUUUUCAAGCGGAGCAUCAGGAGGAAUAGGACCUAUGUUUGCAAAUCAGGAAAUCAGGGAGGUUGCCCGGUGGACAAGACGCACAGGAACCAGUGCCGAGCCUGCCGGCUGAAGAAGUGCUUGGAGGUCAACAUGAACAAAGAUGCCGUGCAGCACGAGCGGGGCCCCCGGACGUCGACGAUACGGAAACAGGUGGCUCUCUACUUCCGCGGGCACAAGGAGGAGAGCGGCGGAGCCCCGCACUUCCCCGCUGCCGCCCUGCCGGCACCCGCCUUCUUCACCGCCGUCUCCCAGCUGGAGCCCCAUGGCCUGGAGCUGGCCGCUGUCACCGGCACCCCGGAGAGACAGGCUCUGGUGGGCCUGGCACAGCCCACCCCUAAGUACCCACAUGAAGUCAACGGUACCCCUAUGUAUCUCUACGAAGUGGCCACUGAAUCCGUCUGCGAGUCAGCAGCCAGACUUCUGUUCAUGAGCAUCAAGUGGGCCAAAAGUGUCCCAGCCUUCUCCACCUUGUCCUUACAAGACCAGCUGAUGCUUUUGGAAGAUGCUUGGAGAGAACUGUUUGUUCUAGGAAUAGCACAAUGGGCCAUUCCAGUUGAUGCUAACACUCUACUGGCUGUAUCUGGCAUGAACGGUGACAAUACAGAUUCUCAGAAGCUGAAUAAAAUUAUUUCAGAAAUACAGGCUUUACAGGAGGUUGUGGCUAGAUUUAGACAACUUCGGCUAGAUGCUACUGAAUUUGCCUGUCUCAAAUGCAUUGUCACUUUUAAAGCUGUGCCCACACACAGUGGUUCUGAACUGAGGAGUUUCCGAAAUGCUGCUGCCAUAGCAGCCCUUCAAGACGAAGCCCAGCUCACCCUGAACAGCUACAUUCAUACCAGGUACCCCACGCAACCCUGUCGUUUUGGAAAACUUCUAUUGCUUUUACCAGCUUUACGUUCAAUUAGUCCAUCUACAAUAGAAGAAGUGUUUUUCAAAAAGACCAUUGGGAAUGUACCAAUCACAAGACUGCUUUCAGAUAUGUACAAAUCCAGUGACAUAUAAAUUACCUUAAAAUAAACAAUCAGGAUGGACAGUCUGAGAAGAACUUCUAUCUAUGGAGAAUAAGCCUCAACUAACAAAAUCUACAGGAAGCAUAAGCCUGGGAAUGUUUAGUCCUUAAACUCAUUGACAAAAAAAUACCCCAGUAGAUAUGAUUCUGCUGCUCUGAACAGAGUGAUUUAGAUCAUGGAGAGAAUGCUUUGUUCUAUAGAAAAAGUGAAAGUGGUUGGAAUUUGGCUGCUAUUCCUGUUACUACAGGAUGGAGGCAAUUCAUAUGCCAGUCAUAGUUAACAAAGACUCUGCUAUUCUCUCAUUUAACUGGCAGAUCUGAGACAAAAUGUGAAAGAAGGUACUUUAGGUUGUUCAGUAUUUGGAACCGGGUGACCAAACUUGGCUUCUGUUGUAACACAAGAUGUGGUGGCCUUCAGAAUUGUUUUAAAAGUAGCCUAUGUUGGGAAAGUGUUUUUAAUAUGAUAGGCAACAUUUGAGAUCAAGUUACCAAAACAUUGCUUCUGCUAUAAUACAUCAUGAAGUGGCCUUCAGAACUGAUUAAAAGGUAGCUUAUGACGGCAGCUCCAUUCUUCCUACAAAAUGAACUGGUGAUCUUUGACGCAGAUGUCACCACAAUUUGUUCGGUUAACAUCUCAAAGACAGAAGAGCUUUAUACAUUUCCUCCCCGACCUUCCCUCCUUCUUCUUCCACACACACAGACAUACACUCACACACACACACACACACACACACACACACACCUGAAAAGAGACGACACAAGAAAGGAAGACUAAAACAGCAAAACCAAAUACAAUGGAGAUGACCGCUUCAGUGAUCUGCUGGCUGUCCCGUUGGCACAGUGCUGAAACCAAAGGCAACGGUGGCCAAACUCUUUGUCGAUUAAAUGUGCAGAGAAAUGAAAUGACUAUAAAAAAAAUCCAUGGAAGGAAUUUUAUUUCAAAGAAAUAAAGGCUGUUGACUGAUACAAUGCUAACUAUUUCCAAAAGUCUCCAAUGCCUUUUUAGAAAUCUCCAGGUUCUAAUUUUGAAGCCUUGUUCGCCUACACCCUCUCACACACAAGAACACGUUAUAAGCUGCUUAUUUGAUGUAUGAAAAAUGUAGAAAAAAAA
Molecule: messenger RNA, 3034 nt
Organism: Parus major (Great Tit)
Lineage: Eukaryota; Metazoa; Chordata; Aves; Passeriformes; Paridae
Gene: NR2E1
Product: nuclear receptor subfamily 2 group E member 1
Exons: 8
Coding region: 738-1916 (392 amino acids)
Biological process (GO): anatomical structure development; negative regulation of transcription by RNA polymerase II; cell differentiation
Molecular function (GO): RNA polymerase II cis-regulatory region sequence-specific DNA binding; nuclear receptor activity; zinc ion binding
Source: RefSeq, a predicted model, not a curated record